GGGUGUGUGUGUGUGUGGAGGGACCUGGAGGGGGGGCAUGGAUAUUUAAGAUGCUGAGGACGGGUGAGAGAAAAGCAGAGACCCACAUUUUUCUAGCAAGGACACCGAUGCUCACAAGAGCGGUCUACUUUGGAGAGCAUCAAAGCAUUAAGAAAAAGACGGGCGUGAAUCCCAGCUGGGUUUUGCUUUGCCCUCACAGAAAAUUUCAUUACUAGUCCAGCUUUGCAGGCUCCUCCAUUGCCGAAAAGUAUAUAUUUUUUUCUCCAGCUGUGAGGGGAGAAGAACGGAUCCUUUCUGAAACAACCACCACUGGUGUGUGUGUGUGUGUGUGUGUGAGAGAGAGAGAGAGAGAGAGAGAGAGAGAAAGCCACAAGAAGUAAACAUGCAGCCAGGGGUCAGUGCCCAACUGGCUUGGUUAUGCACGCUCACCCUCUCUUUGGCCAUCUGCCCGGCGUGGCUCCAGAAACCUCCCAAAAGGAAGCCGGCCAACGGGGGGAAGAUGCCCGCCUGCUGCGAGGAGCUGAGGGUGCAGGUGGCCAACCUGUCCGCCCGGAUCGAGGAGCUCAGCCGCAAGCAGGAGAGCGAGCUGGGCGGCACCCUCAUGCAGGUGAUCGAGCUGGAAGGGAGCGUCAAGCGGAUGGAGCUCCGCCUGAACGACGUGGAAGGGAAAUACUCCGAGAUGAACAACCAGCUGGGCAUCGUCCAGCUCCAGGCGGCCCAAACCGUCACCCAAACGUCCGCAGAUGCGGUGUAUGACUGCUCAUCCCUUUACCAGCGGAAUUACCGGACUUCCGGCGUCUACAGGCUCCUCCCUGAUGAAUUUCUUGGGACACCAGAACUACAGGUCUACUGUGACAUGGAGACCGACAGAGGAGGCUGGACGGUCAUCCAGAGGCGUAAAGUCGGCCUGAUUUCCUUCAGCCGGGACUGGAAACAGUAUAAGCAAGGCUUUGGCAGCAUCCAGGGCGAUUUCUGGCUCGGAAACGAGCACAUCCACCGACUCACGAUGCGCCCGACAACCUUGCGCGUGGAGCUGGAAGACUGGAACGGCAACAUCCGUUACGCCCAAUACAACCACUUCAUGCUGGCCAACGAGCUCAACAGCUACCGCCUCUUCCUGUCCAAUUACAGCGGCAACGUCCCCCACAACUCCCUGCGGUACCACAACAACACCGCCUUCAGCACUAAGGACAAGGACAACGACAAGUGUGUGGAUCACUGUGCGCUCUUGCGCAAAGGUGGCUACUGGUACAACUGCUGCACAGACUCCAACCUCAACGGGGUUUACUACCGGAACGGCGAGCACAACAAGAGCACGGACGGCAUCACCUGGUACGGAUGGCACGGGAAAACGUACUCCCUGAAGAGGGUGGAGAUGAAGAUCCGGCCCUCCGACUUCAAAGCCCAGGCGGACACCAACCAAGUCGAGUAAGGAGGCACCACCGAGGCUUCUUCUUCUUCACAGGGGUGGGGACGACCGACCGGAGGGAGGGGAAGCAGAGAGAGACAGAGAGAGACAGACACACACGGACACACACACACACUGCUUACGGCAAAUGCCAACCCGCGACGUGAAAGGCAAGGCCUGAACGAAGGGGGUCCCGCCUUGCACGUGAUUAUGAAAGACCCCUACCAGCCUUUGAACCACAUGUUAAAACGUUUGUUCCCUUCUUGUCUCAAGGUCUUCUUCCAAAGGGAUUCUCAAAAUCUUAGAACUACAGGGCUGGAAGGGACCCCAAGGGAUCAUCCAGUCCAGCCCCGAUCAAAGAGGCACAGAGGGGAAUCGAAUUCGCAACCUCUGGCUCCACGGCCAAAUCCCACCCCCUUGCAACAGUCUCCUCGUAAGAAAGGAAUGUGGUGCACUGGUUUCCCCCAACGUCUUUUAAUGACCCCCUCCUUCCGCGGCCUCUGCCCCGUUCUAGGUUAGCGCAAAUGCAGAGGGGAGGGUAUCGCUGAAACAGAGGUGAAGGGGACCGGCACAGGAGGGGUGGGGUGGCGGGCAGUGUGGGAGCGACAAGGAGAACAACAAGUGUGAGUCUCGGUCUUCAAAGGCAGCCCCCUUGCCACCCCAAAAAGUCAGAUAGGGUUGACCAGUCUAUGAAACUGACGACAGAUG
This is a messenger RNA of Pogona vitticeps (central bearded dragon), 2116 nucleotides long. RefSeq names its product angiopoietin like 7 (gene ANGPTL7). The record is from RefSeq and is a predicted model, not a curated record. Lineage: Eukaryota; Metazoa; Chordata; Lepidosauria; Squamata; Agamidae. Gene Ontology annotation, biological process: blood coagulation.